This is a messenger RNA of Parasteatoda tepidariorum (common house spider), 2357 nucleotides long. RefSeq names its product myelin expression factor 2. Gene Ontology annotation, cellular component: cytoplasm; nucleus. Gene Ontology annotation, molecular function: mRNA binding. Lineage: Eukaryota; Metazoa; Arthropoda; Arachnida; Araneae; Theridiidae. The record is from RefSeq and is a predicted model, not a curated record.
UUUAUUGUAUCGAAAAGCAUCGAAAUCAUCCGGCAGAAGGAAAAAAAUAAAUAAAAGUUACAAAAAAUUUCAAAGUGGCGUUUGUAUAUCUAAUAUUAACUUCGCUCUUUUUUAUCUAAUUGCUGUUACGACAGUAUUAUUUCUUGCCUUUUCAUUUUGCCUUACUGUUGAUUCAGGCUUCUCUUGUACUAUAUGGAGAGUGAAUCACUUAAUAACAACUCUAAUAGUAAAAAUAUGGAUGGUGAUAAGUGGGGAGAUGUAAUUAAAAAAGAUCAAAAUGAUCGACGAUCUCGGUCUCCUCUUGAUAAAAAUAAGUCUAACCGCAGUAGAGAUUCUAGUAUGAACCGAAAUUCUCGGAGUCGUAACCGUUCAAGAUCACCUCGUUCUAGACGCACAAGAGCACCCACAAACCGGAGAAUAUAUGUGGCUAACAUACCUUAUGACUGCAAGUGGACAACUGUUAAAGAUUUAUUUAGGGAUAAAGUUGGCGAUGUUUCUUAUGUAGAGUUAUUUGAAGAUGAAAAUGGAAAGUUUAGAGGUUGUGGGAUUGUAGAGUUUAAAGAAGCUUCAUCUGUACAAAAAGCGGUGGACUUAUUACACAGGUACGAAUUCAAAGGACGCCAACUCGUUGUUAAAGAGGAUUUUGAUGUGGAUAGAGACAAAACUGGAAAACCGUUGGGCAGAAACCGCAGUAUUGGUGGAAGCAGUCUAGACAGAGAUAGAGAUGAUUAUCCGGGUAUUGCUGGACUUGGAAACAGCAGUGCUCCUCAGUACAAUACUUAUGGUUUAAGUCCACAAUUUUUAGAUGCUUUGGGAAUAUCUGGGCCACUGACUAACAGAGUUUUUGUGGCCAAUCUUGAUUAUAAAGUAUCCACCCAAAAAUUAGAAGAAGUUUUCAAAUUAGCUGGCAGAGUUGUGAAAAUCGACUUAAAGAGAGAUGAAGAUGGCAAUAGUAAAGGUCAUGGAACGAUUGAAAUGGGUCAUCCCGUAGAAGCUGUACAAGCAAUCUCUAUGUUCAAUGGUCAAAAAUUUUACAACAGAACGAUGAGUGUGAGAAUGGAUAAAAAGCACCAUGAUGAUGCUGAAGAUAAACGUUUACCUGAGGGUCUUCAAAGUGUUGGAAAAGGUCUUGGUGCAAAUGGGCUUCCCCUUCAUUUAUCAAAUACUUCUGCUUUGAACAAUUUAAGUUCAGCAGCUCUAGCUAAUGUAUCAGGCAUUGGAGGCGUCGGAGCCGGAUCCCUUGGUCUGAUGUCAAACCAGAUAGCUCCUGCUGUAGUUGGAGCUAAUGCCACUGGUAUCCCCGGAUUGGCUGGCAUCGGUAUGAGCCUGAACGAGCGCAGUUUCUCUGGAAUGGGAGCUGGUGUGGGUGUAGGACUUGGUGCCACUGGCUCUUCUGCUGUUGGUAGUGCCAGUCUUCUUUCUGGUGGUCUAGGUAGCCUUUCUAACUCAUCUGCUGGUCUUGGAAAUAGUGGCUUAGGAGGAGGACUGGGAGCUGGAUUAACUGGAGGACUUGGUGGUGCUGGAGGAUUGUCUCUUGGUGGAAGUGCUGUCGGCUCUGGUGGAUUGGGCUAUGGCGAUUACGACAGAGGUUAUGAUCGAGGAGAUGAUGGAUAUCGUACUGGACGAAGCUCUGAUACUCUUAUUGUGAGAAAUCUUCCACAGUCUUACACAUGGCAAAAUCUAAGGGAACGUUUCCGAGACAUUGGGGAUAUACGGUACACGGAGAUGAAAGGUCGUGGAAAUGCUGUUAUUCGAUUUACAUCUGAACGUGAAGCACAACGUGCUAUUGAUUAUAUGCGUAAUCUUCGUAUUGAUGGUCGUCUAUUGGAUGUCUCAUUCUACUAAUUAUUCUUUUUCAUCUUUGACUGCAUUUUGGCACUUCAUUUUAACUUCUUUGACUAUUCAUUGACAACCUCCCCUAUUUCGAAACGAAAACCAUUGUCGAACUUUUGAUUUUUAGGAGAAGGACGGAGUUUUUUUUUUUCCAAAGUUUUUAAAUAUUGCAUCGACGUCGAACUUCCCCCCUUCAUUUUCAUUCUCGUGCAGUCUAUCAACAUUCUGAAAAUUUAAUCAAUAUUGUUUCUCUCGCUGAUGGACGAAAGCUUUUUUUGAAUCAACAUAUCAUUUUUGCUAAAUUCCCUAUAAACAUUGAUCUAUGGAUUCCCUUGUUAAAGACAUAUAGUUUUUCCAAUAUUUUUUGCCCUAGAAACAUCUAAACCGUAGUGUAAGUUUUGUUUGUAACUUGUGACUUAUAUUCGUUUAAUUAGCAUUCCAUAUGGAUAUUCAUUGUCUUUGUGCAAAAUCUGUAAAUCCAAAUUUGCUCCAUUGUGUUUAAUAAAAAAAUGUUUUUUCCUCUU